This is a messenger RNA of Puntigrus tetrazona (Sumatra barb), 3171 nucleotides long. It is a transcript of the gene abi1b, whose product is annotated as abl-interactor 1b. Gene Ontology annotation, molecular function: SH3 domain binding. NCBI's taxonomy places the organism in Eukaryota, Metazoa, Chordata, Actinopteri, Cypriniformes, Cyprinidae. Gene Ontology annotation, cellular component: intracellular anatomical structure; lamellipodium. The transcript has 11 exons. Bases 16 to 1539 code for a protein of 507 amino acids. The record is from RefSeq and is a predicted model, not a curated record.
GCUUCGCUGGUUUCAAUGAAAGAGGGGGAGAAGAGUAAUGCAGAGGGAUGUAAGAUGGCAGAGCUACAAAUGUUGUUAGAGGAAGAAAUCCCGGCUGGAAAAAGAGCCCUAGUGGAGAGCUACCAAAACCUUUCGAGGGUCGCGGAAUACUGCGAGAACAAUUAUGUGCAGGCACAAGACAAGAGGAAAGCGCUUGAGGAGACCAAAGCCUACACCACCCAGUCCCUGGCGAGCGUGGCCUAUCAGAUCAAUGCCUUAGCCAACAAUGUGCUGCAGCUGUUGGAUAUUCAGGCUUCACAGCUGCGCAGGAUGGAGUCCUCCAUCAACCACAUCUCUCAGACUGUCGACAUUCAUAAAGAAAAGGUUGCCAGACGAGAGAUCGGGAUUCUCACCACCAACAAAAACACAUCUCGGACCCACAAAAUCAUCGCCCCCGGCAACAUGGAGCGGCCCGUGCGCUACAUCAGGAAGCCCAUAGAUUACACCCUGCUGGACGACGUGGGUCACGGUGUCAAAUGGCUUAAAGCAAAGCAAGGGAAUAACCAGCCAGCUCGGGGAGGCGGAGGAACGUUAUCCAGGACUAACCCACCCACACAGAAACCGCCAAGCCCACCCAUGGCAGGGAGAGGCACCCUGGGACGAAACACGCCGUACAAGACACUGGAGCCAGUCAAACCUCCUGUGGUGCCUAAUGACUACAUGACCAGUCCAGCUCGCCUGGGCAGCCAGAACAGCCCAGGACGCACCGCCUCGCUCAACCAGAGACCCCGAACGCACAGUGGCAGUAGCGGGGGCAGCGCCGGGCGAGAGAACAGCAGUAAUAGUAUGGGAAUCCCUCUGGCUGUGCCAACACCCUCCCCUCCCAGUAUGGCACCAGCAGUUCCUCCAGGUCCAGGUUUGGGCCCGAUCCCGAUGUCUCAGUUUGGAACAAUCUCCCGACAGAUCUCCAGACACAAUUCCUCUACCACUUCUUCCUCUGCCUCUAUGGUGUCAGCCACCGGCACCUACCGGCGCGCCCCUGCCAGCUCCUCCCAGUUCUCCGUGCCUCAGCCCCACCUGAACGGGGGUCCCGCGUACCCCCAGACCACAAUGUCUGUCGCUCCACCACCUCCUCCCCUGGCGCAGCUGACGCCCCAGAUUCCUCUCACUGGCUUUGUGGCCAGAGUUCAGGAGAACAUAACAGACAGCCCAUCUCCACCCCCUCCUCCUCUACCUGAGGACACGCCCCUGUUUGAGGAAGCAGCUCCGCCUCCUCCACCUCCACCUGUGGAUUAUGAUGAAGAAGACGCAGCUCUGGUGCACUACAAUGACCCCUAUGCUGAUGGAGACCCCCACUGGGCCCCAAAAUCCUACAUAGAGAAGGUGGUGGCCAUCUAUGACUACACAAAGGACAAAGACGAUGAGCUGUCCUUCAUGGAGGGUGCCAUCAUCUACAUCAUCAAGAAGAAUGACGACGGCUGGUUCGAGGGCGUGUGUAACGGCGUGACCGGACUGUUUCCUGGCAACUACGUGGAGUCCAUCAUGCACUACGCUGACUAACGCUCAGUCCCAGAGACGGCGUACAGCGCAGCCAAUCAGUUACAAACAUUGCAAAGUGCAUUAGGAUAUGACUGAAUGUUCGUUUUCGUCCAAUCGCCAAUGUAUCCAAACAUCUGCAGUGCUCAAGGUUCAAGGAGACAGAAGAGUAUGAAAAGAAACAAGUCUCACUGCUUUCUGGUUAGGUUGCCUCAUAUAUUUUGUACAUAUAUUGCAGUGAGACGUUGCCUGUAGGCUGUUGCUAGUGUUUGUUUUUGUGCGUGUUUUGUCAUCGUAUAGAGACCGUAUUUGCCAAGUGUCAGCUAGGGCUAGUUAGUUUUGAUUUUUACAAAACCGCUUUUUUUUUUUUUUACCUAAACUAUCAAGCUCUUCCUUUUACACGAGGAAGAAAAGUUUGAAUGUCAUUUUCUGGACUAUUAUUAUGCCUGAAAAAUCAUUAGGCAACGAUAUAAAAAUGAAAGUUACGUCUUUUACCUACAUUUCGCCUUCAGGUUUUGUGUAGUUUUACCUCAUGACUGCAAGGUGAGGGAAAAGACAGAUGCAGUAAUGUGCAGAGAUUCUCCUGCAUAUCAGACUAAACUUUAUAAACCUGUGACCAUUAUAUACAGUUUUUAUUUCGUUCAUAGACAACAAUGCCUAUUUGUUUUGCGUUAUAUCUUUAUAUUCACAACGGUUAAGCACAUUCUCCCCCGAAUUCCUCCUAUAAUGCAAAAAAAAAAAAGAAAGAAAUCUCGUUCUCAUUGCUGUGAUGUCUUUCUCGUACUGCCAUUAAUUUACGCUGAUUUUUAAGUAUGAUAAAAAUGUAUUACAGUAAUGAUAAUCAAUAAUGGGGGGAAAAAAGUAAAAUGCCUACAUCACAUGCAAAAAUUCUCGAUGGUCCUACAGGCUUCGUUUCCUUUAUGCAAAACAAUUCUUUUUUUUCUUUUGCGACUCAGACAUGUUUUCACGAGGUUCACCCGUAUACUGUGAGUUAAACCGUGCCAAGCUGGUCUUUUGAUGGUGUUUUUGUUGAAACUGCUGAAGUAUUGUGAAGUUUUAUGUUGCACUGAGCGGGCGACUCUGGCUCGCUUAGCGGGAGCCAGUCUCUAGCAAUUGCCCACAGAUUCGAGUUUGUUACACAAAAGUAGCAGAAAUCCAUUUCUUUCAUUGUAUAUUUCAUGUAGGGGGACCGUGCAGAGCUGAAUUUGUCUUUUUCUGUUCUCGGGCCAGUUUCGCUGAAUUUAGAUGAUAAUCCAUAGAUUUCAUUGGGGGGGGGGGGUAUUAAAAAAUCAAGUUGUGUAUAGUACUGAUGAAUGUGAGCUCAUAACUGUUAGCAUGGCACAAACAUCAAGACGAUUCUGGUUUCUGGUUUUUAGAAGCGUCUCAAACUGCUGUUGAAGGCGAGCAGUGUUUAAUUUAUUUAAUCCAAUGAAAUAUCUGUGAGAAUGUAACUCACAUAGAGCUGUCUGAACAAUGACCACUUGAUGUUAAGCAUUGCAAGGCCUUGUCAUAUGAUGUGCAAGUGAUCUGUAAUUUAAAUGUUCCUUUGCAGAUUAUCUGCAAAUAAUAUAAUCUCUGUUAUCGUUUUGUAUAUAUAAUCUGUUUUUCUUUUUAUGUACAGUCUCUUUUUAUAAUAAAGCACUCUCCUGUGCAACA